Molecule: messenger RNA, 1652 nt
Organism: Electrophorus electricus (electric eel)
Lineage: Eukaryota; Metazoa; Chordata; Actinopteri; Gymnotiformes; Gymnotidae
Gene: hsdl1
Product: hydroxysteroid dehydrogenase like 1
Cellular component (GO): mitochondrion
Source: RefSeq, a predicted model, not a curated record
GGGUUGAGGCUGUCAAAGGUGUGACGAGAAAGGCUACUGAUGCAGUCUGAAGCAGUCGGAUAAAGCAUUAAAGGUUACGUUCUUCCUGAAAGAAAGUAGCCAACUUGUACCUAACGGAUCAUUACCUGUCAUCCUUUCUACGUACGGUUCGUGACAUCUAGCUAGAUAGGUGGCUGACUAGUAGACUGCUAACCUUUCAAGUCAUGGCCGCUGUUGACAGCUUCCAGCUAUUGUAUAGAGAAAUUGCCAGGUCAUGCAAUUGUUAUGUAGAAACCCUCGCAUUAGUGGGUGCAUUCUACACAGCAAGCAAAGCUGUUAUAUUGAUGCGGGACUGUUACAGUUUGAUAAGACUUCACUUUAUCCCGCGUCUGGUUUAUCCUAGAGAUCUGGUCCACCGAUAUGGUCAGUGGGCUAUAAUUAGUGGUGCAUCAGAGAUCAUAGCUAAAGCCUAUGCUGAGGAACUGGCUAAGAAUGGUGUGUCCGUCAUCCUCAUCAGCGCCGACGUCAGCAGUGUAAGUGGCGCUGUCAAGUCCAUUUCCGAGACGCAUGGAGUGGAGGCCAUUCCGCUCGAAGCAGACUUCAGCCACGGUCCUGCAGUGUGUAAAUCCAUUAAAGAGGUCAUUAGAGACAAAGACAUAGGAUUUGUAAUAAACUGUCUGGACUCCUCUCUGGACAUUCCUCAAGAUUUUCUUGACCUGUCUGAGAGCAAGGUGUGGGACAUUAUCAACACCAGCAUAGCUGCAGCCACUAUGAUUACACACCUGGCACUGGCUGGUAUGGCCGAGAGGCGAAGGGGAGCCAUCAUUAACAUUUCUUCAGGAGGAUGCUUCAGGCCCACACACAGGAAGGCUGCUCUCUCUGCGUCCACGGCUUUCCUUGACCACUUCAGUCGUGCUCUGCACUAUGAGUAUGGUCAUCAGGGAGUCUUUGUGCAGAGUUUGGUCCCUUUCAGAGUUGCCCCUCAUAACGACGCGGCCAAUGCUGGCUGGCUGGUUCCACAGCCGCAGGUGUAUGCAAGGCAUGCUUUGUCCACGCUCGGCAUCUCUCAUAGAACUACCGGCUACUGGCCUCAUACCAUACAGUUACGACUCGUGCAGUGCAUGCCAGAGUGGAUAUGGGUGCUCGGAUCUCGUGUGAUGUCCAGGACAGCAUAAAUGGAGUACCUCAGUCCCUACACAAGUACCCUGAGCCAGGGAUUAGAAUCAGUGUUAUGCAAGACCUUUUGAAAAAUAGCUGCUGAUGUUUGGUGAACCAAUAUCUAAGUUUAUCAUGGUGCAGUGAUUCAUAGAAUGCUAAUAUGGAAAGUGAUCGUCAUGUUGUCUGUGUUAAAAAUGGAAAACAACACUUCUGCAUUUCCUCAACAAUAUACUACAGCCAACCUUCAUAGUAGCCCUUACUAUAACUGAUAGUUCGUCCAGUCGAAGUAUUUGAAAGCUCUAUUGUUGGACUGUUAUGACGUUGAUUGAAAUUGUUAGAAUGCAAACCAAUAUACGUACAUCAGUGUGCUUGGUGUUUUAUAUUCUGCUGUUAUACUGCUGUGAUUGUUUUCCUUCUUUUUUAAUGUAAUAAUUUAUUUAUGUUGGUUGCUUAUUCCAGUUUAUAGGUCAUUACUCUGACUUGAAAAUACCAAUAAAAAGCUGUGUUUUAUGUAA